UUCGUGAAUUUUCGCCUACAACAGGCAGUCAUUAGAUGAAAGUGUUAACUUCCUGCGCGAUCAGCGAUUGACCAUUCCACACAUUUUAUGGCAUGGUUCAACAGCUCGUGUCUGCAUCUCUCUCUUUAAUUAAUUUUAUCUCGCGUGACUGGCGUGGAAUUGAUCAAUCUUAGAUAUGUAUAUAUAUGUAUGUAUGUAUGUUUGUGUGUGUGUCAGUUGAUGAGUAUAAAUCAUUUGUGUAUUUUGAAUUUCGUUGCUUGCUUUGUUUUCGUCACACUUUUACGGUUGUUAUUGCUAACAACGCUUGUAAUUGCGCUGCUGCAAAAAGCCAUUCGUAGAUAAUCGUGAUUUGUUGCCUUUCUUUGAAGAGGCUGUUUGUUGUUGCCAAACAUUUUAUUUUUGUUUUUUUUUGAAAUUUUCUUCCUACAACAUUUCUUUCGGCUGUUGAUCAUAUUUGAGGUCUCGUUUGUUUAUGCCUUCACUUCAUCGCAGUUUGAUUAAACGAAAUGCACUUCACAUUCAGAGACAAACCUGUUUCUGCAAAUUAAAAAUUAUAAGCAAAUUACCAAAGCAGCGCGGCAGCAAAAAGUUCAGACUCGACUUAUCAUCAGCGGUCGAAGUUGAAUUUGAAUUCCAGCAGCAACAUUUGAGUGCAGACAACGCAAGUGAAACCAUCGCAGAGCGCGAAGUGACACUUUAGAAUAAGACGCAACAUUUGACAACAUUACGGAAAAGUCGAGUUUUCUUCAAGCAAAAUGCAGUUUUUCGCGCUGAAACCAAAAUUAAGUUCUCAACGUUUUCUACUAGUGACAUUACUUCUCAUAACGACUACUCUCAACUCCGACGGCUAUGGUCAUCCGCAGACAGCAACACAACAACAUAAUGGUUAUGUAUAUGGGCCUCCUCCACCUCCGUCAUUUGUUAACGUACCUCGUGCCCCGCAAACGUCCGCACCUACUGGCGCUCAGGUGCCUGUUUUGACAGCUGUAGUGCGCCCACUGGGACCUCCGGGAAGAAAUUACGAAGUGAGACUCUCUCAAACAAAUCAUCACAAUUUGCUACACAGACAACCACCUCAACCAGCAACUAUAAAUGGACCAUCCCCUUAUUAUACCAACAACUACCAACAAGUCAACUCCGGCGCGAGAUAUGCGCCGCCAGCGUUACCAUCUCAAUCGGGUCCAUUUCAGCAAGCUUUUCGUGGUGCAAGUGAUCAGCAAUACAGCAACAACGCUGCUGGUUCCUCCGUUUCCAACACACCACAUCAAAAUCCGCUACUGACACCGCAGUAUGGGCAACCAGCACCACCUUCCACCUCCUUAACACCUGCGCCGCCACAGUCGCAAUCAUUUUUGAAUCAAGGUAAUCAGCAGCACAACGGUAAUCCGCAGCUGACACCGCAGUAUGCACAACCAGCGUCACCUCCCUCCGCCAUAACACCUGCCUCGCAACAGUCACAAUCCUUUGCGAAUGCCGGCAAUCAACCGCAGCAACAGUCCCCUGUAGGGUCACCAAUUGGACCUCAACAAAAUAAUGGCGUUGGCACCAACGGUAACGCACCUAAUUUUCAACUCAGCUCCGGCGUACAGCCUAGCACCGCGAACACCGCGAACUCCGCCGACGGCUCCAACAAUGGCGUGCUAGGAAACUACAUUUCGCAAUCUGAAGUCGGUCAAUUGGACCAUUACUUCGAGAAACAGAAUCCGGUGGGCGACACACGCGCCUAUACUCGUCUCAUCAACACCUGUUAUCCCGAUGGCCGUUGCGAUCCGCAGCAGCAACUGGGCGCCGGUGAAACCCAUCAGCGACACCAGCAGGUAGUAUUAAACGCGCGAGCGCGUACACAACCGAUUUCGGAUAAGUGCCGCGCCCUGGGCAAUUCAGGCGCUAUGUCGACAAUAACUGCUGGAUCCGUUAGCGUAGGGAAUCCUGCGCUUAACUCGGCGAAUCGUCCACCAAAUCGCCGACUCUAUCAAUAUACAGAAGUUGUGAUACCGCGCGAUCCAUUCAACUGAAAAAAAAAACAUAACAACCAAUUUGUGUUAAUUUGUUUGUGUUUAGCAAGAAAAUAUAUAUAUGUAUUCGUGACAGUUUUGUUUUGUGAAAAGGUCAGUGUCUACAUUCUUUUAAGUUUUGUUUAACAUUUAUUUCAAGUUUAGUCUAAGUGUAUUAAAACGAAUUGUGAAUAAAUUAUUAUAAUGAGAACACCAUAUGCUUUGAAGGUUUUUGACGGUUGCGGUUUGAAGGUUUCGUUUGAUGAAUCGGUAAUGUACCGCUAGGCGUUUUUUUAUAGCCUGAAAGUAUGCAAUGAUUUCGUGU
Bactrocera dorsalis (oriental fruit fly) is the source of this 2319-nucleotide messenger RNA. Its product is annotated as trithorax group protein osa-like. The transcript has a single exon. Lineage: Eukaryota; Metazoa; Arthropoda; Insecta; Diptera; Tephritidae. Bases 756 to 2015 code for a protein of 419 amino acids. The record is from RefSeq and is a predicted model, not a curated record.